Molecule: messenger RNA, 891 nt
Organism: Spodoptera littoralis (African cotton leafworm)
Lineage: Eukaryota; Metazoa; Arthropoda; Insecta; Lepidoptera; Noctuidae
Source: the annotation of a GenBank genome assembly
AUGAACUCACUCAUCGGAAUCAACCCGAAAAACCCCAGUUGGGACUUGAACAAAAGUAAAUGCGGAGUUAAUUCUACAAGUAAAUUUACAAGUCAUGGCGUCGUCUGUACCUAUGAAGAAAUCGAUGAGCUUCCAUUCAUGGCUUCCCUGGGACCAGUUCUUACCAUCCUGGCAGUCUACUUAGUCUUCGUCCUGAAGAUAGGACCAGCUUUCAUGAGGAAACGAGAGGGAUACAAGCUAACAUACACGCUACUCAUCUACAAUGCUAUCCAAGUGGCAUUCUCUAUCUAUAUGGUUUACAGGUUUCUGCUAGAUCUACUUGACAUGGGUCUGGUUCCAAAGAAGUGUUACAUGAAUGAAGAUAGUUCAAGGAAUAGAAUCCUUCUGGGCACGUACCUGUAUUUAGCAGCAAAGCUAACAGAACUUUUAGAUACCGUAUUUUUUGUUCUAAGAAAGAAGAACAAUCAGAUUACUUUUCUACAUCUAUACCAUCAUACUGUCAUGGUGAUUGGCACAUGGGUUUUGCUCAAAUAUUGGCCGUCACACACACUGAUAUUCAUCGGGUUCCUGAAUUCGUUGGUGCAUGUAUUUAUGUACACUUAUUAUGGAUUGGCUGCAUUGGGCCCAAAUGUCGCCAAAUAUUUGUGGUGGAAGAAAUACAUGACCAAGUUUCAGCUGAUCCAGUUUGUAUCAAUCAUCAUUCAAUACAUAGCAACUGUGCGAGUGUCAGACUGUCCACCAGCUAGAGGUGUGGCCAUAUUUGUGUCUUGUAAUACCGGAGUCAUUCUCCUACUCUUCCUCAACUUUUACCGUCAGAAUUACAAUAAAAGAAGAGGUGGCAUCGUCACCAAUAAUUCCCUACCGUCGCUGUGCCUACCAAAAGAAGAAUAG